Molecule: messenger RNA, 1527 nt
Organism: Endocarpon pusillum Z07020
Lineage: Eukaryota; Fungi; Ascomycota; Eurotiomycetes; Verrucariales; Verrucariaceae
Exons: 3
Coding region: 1-1527 (508 amino acids)
Source: RefSeq, a predicted model, not a curated record
AUGGCUUCUUGGGCAACACUUCAAGAGUUGCCUCAUCUCCACAUCGAUCCGCCUGCUACUAUCGAAUGGCCUGAAUCCGAGCAAGAUAAGAGCUAUAGCUCAGAGCAGCCAUGGCGACUGCGGAAGUAUGAUCCAUACAACAAUGGUGUCGGAUUUGACGAGGACAUCGUGGCAAACCUAGAACAGCUCCAUGUACCUAAGGGAAUUCUUACGACCACCGCGACAUAUAAUCAACUUAUACGCUUUACCCAUAUAAGACAGACCCGCUUUCAAGGGCCACCAAACAGGGAUGGAAGCAAUCUCAACGUUGUCCUCACCAAAGACCCUAAAGACGGACGUGCCAUCGAAGUCAAUGGAUCAGAUAGCCUGCAGUAUAUGUGGAGAUGCUACGCUGCCGUUCUCCGCGCUAUACACCGCGAAGGCCAAAUCAAACCUGGGGUAGGUGGCACCUGGGUUUACCAACCUUGGAAUGAACUUGCGCAUAUGAUGCAAACAUAUCCACAAGAGCUCGAGAGGCUCGAGAAUGAAAGAGUGCGCAGGGGUCCUUUUGAGAACGCAACGACAUCAGGUUUUGAGUGGUUGCACUCUUUUGGCGAACAUUUGAGUGAGAUGAUGGGUUGCUUGCAAGCAAUCAUCACUUGGGCACAAGAAGUGGGAGAAGAUCCAAGAGAAUAUGUUCAUGAGGCAUUUUCACGAUUUCCGGCAACGGUACAGCUUCUCGUGGUUCUGAAGAGCAGGGAAAUUGCUUUCGAGGAGGCCAUCGGUAAUGAGCAUUUCGAAGACGUUCUGAUCGACAAACGUCUCUGGGCGAUCGCCCCCAGAGAUUUCUACAACUUCGGCCGCGAUUGGAAAAUCCCUGCGCGAAAGUGGUUCACCUUUCUCAAUGGCACUGUCAAACCUCAACUUGCCCGAUUUCGUAAACAGCUGCGGGAUCGGUUUGAUUACCGCCUGCUUGUCGAUUGGGGCUACGGCCGAUUAUGGAAGAAAUUGUACAUCUUUUUCAAACCCGAGAGCCAGGCCGAAAAAGAGGCAAUCAAGCAAUUCUCCAAAUUUGCCACAGGUCACAGCAAGCUUGCAUUCAACCUCUUUGCAAUCCACCCGCUCGAUAUUGAAGAAGUGAAACCUGAUCCCUGCUCGAUUUGCCUUUGUGAUUUCGAGUAUGACGACCUGGUCAUGGAAACCCAUUGCAACCACCACUUCCACCCAGCCUGCCUGUUCAGCUACUGGGACGACGAGCACCGCUUUCAAAACCGCUGUCCAGAGUGUCGCACCUCGCAGGGCAUUUUGCGCGAAAAAGUCAACUUCGAAGCGCAGCGUGUCGACAAGUGCUACGAAUCUAACCACGAAUUGGAAAGGCUGGAGCAGGCUUAUAUGGUGGCAUUGGUCGAGAGAGUGAGGGGAAACAUCGCGUUUCACGAUGCGCCGCCGUUGAUGGAGCUGUGGUGUCGUUCGAGGGUAGAGAGAUUGUUGAAGGAAGAGAGGGAGAGGAAGAAGCUGAAUGUCCAAGGUUGGAAUGAUCUUAGUUAA